UAUGCAAUAAUACAAAUUUAGAAUUCUAGUGCAGCAUUAAAGAAACGAGGUGUGGAUUUGUAAUAUUGUCGACACUCGUGCACUUACAUCCAUGUGGAAAAAGUUGGACACUUGAUGACCACAAGUGUGGAUUGCGAGGUGAGAAAUAGAUAGAAGGAAAUCCAAAUCAAAUGCAUUACCAAAGUUUCUGUCUUCAAAGUUAAGAGACAGUUUGGUUGAGUCUGUGCUUGUGUGUGUGAGAGAGAAAUCGAACUCGAUUGAGCCGUACCCAAAACAAGAGUUAAGGCGACUAAGACUUGGCUUACCUUACAAUACUGUUCCCAUCAACUCCUUGCAAACUGAGUUUGCGCCAAGCGAAUUCAAAGUGACAAGAGUAACAAGUUGUUGCUGCUUUGCUCUUGCACUGUUCUUAUUUUAUGCUCUCACCUCACACAGAGAGAGACAGCGAGAGUCAGAGAGCGAGCGGUUGUGGGGUGGGUGCGUGCGUUAGUAUGUGUGAGCGCGAGAGUGAGAGUGAGUAAGUGGUUUGGCUGGCAGGCGGUUUUUGGAGUCGGCUCUCUUUUCGCCGCAAUCGCCUUGAACUCGCUGUCGCAGCGAUAAAGCUUCGAUAGGACGACGUCCGCUGAAACCAAAUCACAUCCUUCUGUUAAUCCGAAGAGUGCACAACACUUUGCCCGCAGUCGCAAUCGCAAUCGCAAAUCGUAGUCGCAUUCGCAAUCGCAGUUCACACAUUGUUGCUUUUCUUGGUGCGUAAACUUUGGCGAUUCGCGCGACAGCAAAUAGAAAUUGAACGAAUCGCAAAAUGGAUAUCUCAGCCUAUCAGCACAUGAACAUUCGCAUGAGCACACGGGGCAAGCGACCGUUGCGGAAUCUAACGCCAAACGACAAAGUCCGUGCCAUUCAACGCAUUCAUAAUGGCGAGACGAAAGCAAGUGUAUCCCGGGACAUUGGUGUACCAGAGUCCACACUCCGUGGCUGGUGUAAAAAUGAGCAAAAGUUACGGUUUAUGUGCCGCCAAUUGGGCAGCGACAAUUUGGGCCAACAGCUGGCCACACACGGUCUCGAUACACCGCCCGAAAAACGCGCCAAACUAGAGCUACAGCUGCUGCCGCCAAAGUUCGCCACAAUGCCAGGCUACGAUGAGCUGGGCGGAUUCAGCGGUCUGCCAUUUCCAGCCAUGGAUUACAGUUCCCACAACGAAGCGCUGCUCGAGAAGAUCGCCUUGGUCGAGUUUCUCAAGCGCAACGGCCUUCACACCGAAGAUGUUCGCUCUGCCGGCACAGAUCCUGCCUCACCAGUGACCAACAACAGCGGUGGUUACUCCACCAACAACAUGGUGCAUCAGCUCAAUCUCUUGGCACUCUUCAACUCCAAGUUGUCACCCAAGGUGGAACACAACACAGCAACAACUCCAACAGCAGCUACCAUUCCUAAUCUCAAUCUCAGUCUAAAUUCAAAGACUACGGACAUUCAAUCGGAUAAGACCAAGAAAUACAAUUGUCCGCUGCUAAGUGUAAAGAAUUGGGCCAAGGAUCCAGCCAAAUCCACCCAAAUGCCAUUUGCCCAACCGCCGUACAGCAAUGACAGCAACAACAACGACAUCGAAGGCAGAGUCACCACAACAUCGACACCCACUCCAGAGAUUGUUCCAUUAACUGUUCCAGUUCCACCGCAACUGCAAGAUGCCGAAGCUCAAGCCCAGGGACAGGGUCAGGGAGCAUUGCUGGAUUGGUGCAAAAUGUUCAGUGCGAGUCUGAACUUUUUUGCCUUCGCCGCUGCUGCGGCUUCAAUGCAUCCGGGAGCAGCAGGAGCAGCAACUGGAACCCCACUUGGCAGCGAGCCAGAUUUACAUGGCUUCAACGAUGUCCUGCUUAAGCGCCUGAGUCCUUCGGUGCACAGCGAGUCCUCGAAGGAGAGCUACUACGACAGUGAGCCAGAAGAUCUAUCCGUGCGCUCGUGUGCCUCAAAGGUCUCGAGUCCGGCCAACAGCAGAUCUCAGAGUCCGGACAAGAGCAGCACCUCGAGCACAUCGAUUCACAGCGAUGGCGAGCAAUAGUCAAUUCGAGAAUCUCCUCACACAUUGUAGAUAUUUGCAUAAAAGUAACGAGUAUUUUUCAAGUUUCAAUUGCUCAAGUUUCGGGUCUUUUAAGCGUCGUCGUACAUCAAUAAACUCAACUAGAUUUCUCAAUCAUAAAACCUAUUUUAAUCUGGCCAAGAUAGCAAAUUGCCGCCAAAUAAUUGAGUAUACUACUCUUCAGAUUUUAAUCAAUGCAAUAAGUAUUCAAAUAAUAAACAACAAUAACAAUAACUAAAACAAAAACGAAAACAAAAACAAGAAGAACAAACAACAAGCAACAAUACUAAUCACGUUUUAAUGUCAUACCUAACUAUUAACAACCAUCGUUGACUGUGUAUAAAUAAAACAAAAAUAAAAAACAAAAAAAGAGAAAA
Drosophila sulfurigaster albostrigata is the source of this 2451-nucleotide messenger RNA. Its product is annotated as protein distal antenna-related. The record is from RefSeq and is a predicted model, not a curated record. Gene Ontology annotation, molecular function: DNA binding. Bases 803 to 2056 code for a protein of 417 amino acids. The transcript has a single exon. Lineage: Eukaryota; Metazoa; Arthropoda; Insecta; Diptera; Drosophilidae.